Molecule: messenger RNA, 969 nt
Organism: Ostrea edulis (European flat oyster)
Lineage: Eukaryota; Metazoa; Mollusca; Bivalvia; Ostreida; Ostreidae
Exons: 3
Coding region: 95-721 (208 amino acids)
Source: RefSeq, a predicted model, not a curated record
CCGGGACUUUCGGCUUUCGGCUGUACUACAUUUACCGCUUGCCCAGAAAACGGCCAAACUACAAUAUUAAAGUGAAAGUAGGUCUCUUGGGGAAAUGGAAACGACUGAUUCAGAAGCUAUUUGCAGGCUAUUUCACAGCUACGAUUUUGAGGGUGAUCUCGAUUUUCAGUCUGGGUGUAAAACUAUACUCCAACACUUGGAUCAGGAGACAACAGAAAAUACAUUACAAACAAAGCUGUUCUAUUUUUCAAGGAAGUUCGGGAAACUUACGCUAAGUGAUUAUAAGAGAUGGCUGAGAAAUACCGAGAAGAGGCAGACAGAUCAAAGGUUAACAGAUUCUGAACAAAGGAAAAUGCAUAUAAAUCACAAAUCCACAGAAACAAGUAUUGAUGAGUUCAUGUUUAAUAUCGAUAAAACAAAGAAGGCUGGGAUAUGUCACAGUGACGAGUGUAAUGAUCCCACACGGGAUGGUACCGCCAGUAACGAGUUGUGUGGCCAAUUUAACUCCCAAACAGACAUCAAUAAAGUAUUGUCAGAGGACAUCAACAAUGUGUUGUCAGAAAAAGAAGACGGGAAAGUUUCUGAUUUUGGUCAGGUCGUGGAAAUGAUUUCGAAAGGUCUGCCAUUACCGGAUGUAACUGAGCUAGGUAUUAGACCUUUAGAUGUUGAACCCACAACUGCCAGAAUGGAACGGAAGACGAAACCAUGGGAACAAGGAUGACUGCACUACAAGGGGAAGGGGUUAAUCCACUUCUACUAUAAAUAAAAAAUAAUAAUUGAGAGCUUGUAUCACUCUUGAUGGUGAAAUCAUACUUCAUAAGAGGUGUUUUAACGAAUCAUUAAAUAACAGUUUGGUCUGAUAAGGCACCUCAAAAUGUGAUAUUAACCAGUAAACCACCCGCCACGCUGUGACCGAUUCAGAAUUAUCGAUGAGUGCUGAAUUUAUGCAAUAAAAGAUUUUUGACUGGC